UCAAAUUUCGGAAGUUCAGAUAGUGCGAGCUGCAUCAGUUCACAAGAGUUGUGGAUAUUUUGGAACAUUGCGAUAUCAGCGCGCGCAUAAUAAUAAAUACAUUACAUUUCCAGCUAUGGGAUUCUACCCUAUCGAUCAGAAAAUCUCUACAUUUGCUCAUAUAUUAUAAUCGGGAAAAGGUUGUUCAUUUGUUUUAAAGUGUGAUUUCAUAGUGACGCUUGACGUCAAGUGGACAUGAAAUCGCAUCUUAUAGGUGGCAAUUUUUGAAAUUCGGGGCGAUGGUGGCGCUUGCAGGAUGAUGAACGCAGGAGACGAGAAACAUGGCCGGUGGCGUGUGUUUUUCACAUAGUUCAGUGCUAAUCGACAUAGCCAAGUUUUAGUAUUCUACAUAAUUUUGCCGUUGCAAUAUUCUGUAUUUAGUGAAUGCACGUAGUAAAAAUUUUGAAUUGUGUUCCGGCGCAAGCCACGGAUAAGAGUCGCUACGUAGCAAUAACUUCACCUAUAUUAUGCAUUGGCCACCAACAAGAGUGUAACAAAGCAGUACAGGAAUAAUGACUGUAUUUCAGUCAUACAUAAUAAGAAUGCCAUUUUACCAACUCUUCUUUGCCGUAUGGAUAUAAAUAUCGAGUAAGCUGGAGUCGGAUAGAAACAGCAUGGCGAGUCCCUCGCCUCAGUCUUCACCUAUGCCGCCUCCGCAAGCACCUAGUCCAAUGGGUCCUCCUCAGCAGGCUUCGUCCCCAUCCAAUCCUCAAGGUAGUCCAAUGGGACCACCUCAACAUCACCCACAUAGCCCUACUCAAGGAUAUCAAAGUGGUCCACCGCCCCCAGGAGGUCCGUCCAUGUCACAGCCACCACAGCAGCAGCAGCCCCCUCCACAGCAACAAGGUUAUCCUCAUCCACAGCAAAUGCCACCAAGUAUGGGACCUCAGAGCCAAGGCGGUCCAGGUUCAGUGUCUCAACAAGGUUCAGGAGGAUCAAUGGGACCUGGUGGUCCAAGUCAGAUGGGUGGAAACAGUGCUCAGAGUGGGCCGCACAUGGGUCCAGGUGGUCCUGUGCAGAUGGGACCUGGAGGACCAGGCUCGAUGGGUUCAGUAGGCCCUAGUGGGCUAAAUCAAAUGGGUCCGGGAGGUCCAGGUAGUCAAAUGGGCCCUGUAGGGCCUUCGGGACAAAUUGGACCUGGAGGCCCAGGGCAACAGAUGGGUCCAGGUGGUCCGGCACAGCAUAUAGGUUCAGGUGGUCUAGGACCGCAAAUGGGGCCUGGUGGUCCAGGGCAGCAAAUGGGCCCUGGUGGGCCUAGUCAACAGAUGGGACCUGGUGGCCCUGGACAACAAAUGGGCCCUGGAGGGCCUGGUCAGCAAAUGGGUCCUGGUGGCCCAGGGCAGAUGGGUCCUGGAGUACCGGGACAACAAUUGGGACCAGGUGGGUCCGGACAACAGAUGGGACCUGGAGGGCCGGGCCAAAUGAGUACUGGUGGCCCAAGCCAAAUAGGUCCUGGUGGUGUGAACCAAAUGGGUCCGGGCGGGCCAAACCAGAUGGGUCCUGGUGCGCUUGGAUUGAUGGGACCAGGUGGAGCUCAAGGAGGAGCUCAUUUGGGUCCAGGAGGCCCGGGACAACUCGGAUCUGGUGGAGCACAGGGGUCAUCACAAGGUGGACCGCAUAUGAGCCAAGCACAAAUGGGUCCUGGCGGACUACAAGGUGGUUCUCAAAUGGGACCAAGUAUUCCUAGUCACAUAAGUGGUCCACCAGGGACAGCUCAUAUGAAUCCUAGUGGACCUGGAGGACACAUUGGACCAAGCGGUCCAGUUCAAAUGACCUUAAGUGCUGGACAUUCAAUGGGUCCUGGAGGUCCUGGUCAAAUGGGUCCAGGUGCUCUAAAUCAAAUGGGGCCAACAGGUCCUAGCUCAAUAUCCGGAGGUCCUGGUCCAAUAGGGCAAGGGGGUCCGGUAUCACAGAUAGGACAAAAUUCGCCUGGACCAAUGGGAUCGAGCAACCAAGGUCAGGGGCAGAUGGGACCGUCUGGACCAGGACAAAUGGGGCUAUCUGGGCCUGGACAAAUGGGGCCAUCUGGUCCGGGACAAAUGGGACCAUCAGGUCCAGGGCAAAUGGGUCCUGUUGGACCAGGUGCACCAGGUGGUCCACCCGUUUCAGGAAGCACACCGGGGCCAGGACAAGAAAAUUUAAAUGCCCUCCAAAGGGCGAUUGAUUCAAUGGAGGAAAAAGGACUUCAGGAAGAUCCUCGUUAUUCACAACUCCUUGCACUUAGAGCACGACAGGGUAAUAACAUAGGAGAGAAACAAGCAUUCAGUACUCAACAGUUACAGCAACUUCGCGUGCAGAUUAUGGCAUAUAGAUUACUGGCAAGAAAUCAACCUUUGUCACAACAAUUGGCAUUAGCUGUCCAAGGAGGAGCUCCUCCUCCAGGUAUGGGACAGCGACCGAUUGAUUCAUCCCAGGGAUCUGUCACACCGGGUCCUGGAUCACAAAUUAGUGGUCCUCCUGCUGUUGGGCCUGUCGGUACCCCAAGGCCUGGCGCACCACCACCGCAACAACAACAACCGCAGCAACCUGGAGCUAAGACUAAUCGAGUCACAAGCAUUGCAAAACCUGCUGGGCUUGACCCCUUGCUAAUAUUGCAGGAACGUGAAAAUAGGGUUGCCGCACGUAUUAGUCUUCGCAUGGAGCAGCUGAGUAGUCUUCCGACAAAUAUGCCGGAAGAUCUUCGUGUUCAAGCUCAGAUUGAGUUGCGAGCCUUGCGGGUCCUCAACUUUCAGCGUCAACUGAGAUCUGAGAUCAUUGCUUGUACUCGUAAAGACACUACUUUAGAAACGGCAGUUAAUGUAAAAGCUUAUAAAAGGACCAAACGGCAAGGCCUACGAGAAGCUAGAGCCACCGAAAAAUUGGAAAAACAGCAGAAGUUGGAGGCUGAGCGUAAGCGCAGACAGAAACAUCAGGAAUUUUUGACCUCCGUUCUGCAGCAUGGCAAGGAUUUCAAGGAAUUCCAUCGAAAUAACGUCGCUAAGUUAGCGCGUUUGAAUAAAGCUGUUCUCAAUUAUCAUGCUAAUGCCGAACGAGAACAAAAGAAAGAACAGGAGCGCAUUGAGAAAGAACGUAUGCGUCGUUUGAUGGCCGAGGAUGAAGAAGGCUACAGAAAGCUUAUUGAUCAGAAAAAAGAUAAACGUCUGGCGUUUUUGCUUUCACAAACUGAUGAAUAUAUCGGAAAUCUUACGGAAAUGGUCAAACAGCACAAAAUGGAACAAAGACGAAAACAAGUUGAAGAACAGAAGCGCAAAAAGAAAAAGAAGAAGUUGCAAGAGAGUGAAGGAGGUGAAGAUGGCACAGGUAACGGUGACAUUCGCGUUUCGGUCAUUGAAACUUCUACUGGUCGCACACUGACAGGCGAUGAUGCACCACCCCUGAGUCAACUGCCAGCAUUUUUAGAAUCUCAUCCUGGUUGGGAGGCAGUGGAUACCGACAGCGAUGAGGAUGACAGUGAAGAUGAGGAAAGCGAGGGCAAGUUUGAGAGCAAAGAUAAAUAUAAAGGAGACUCUGAGGAUGAUAAGGUGAAGAAAACGCUCCACAAAGCUAAAGUUGAAGAUGAUGAAUACAAAACUGAAGAACAAACAUACUAUAGUAUAGCUCAUACUGUUCACGAAGUUGUCACAGAGCAGGCAUCAAUCAUGGUCAAUGGCAACUUGAAAGAAUAUCAAAUUAAGGGUUUGGAAUGGUUGGUAUCUUUGUUCAAUAACAACCUGAACGGAAUUUUGGCCGAUGAGAUGGGUCUAGGUAAGACUAUUCAAACUAUUGCCUUGGUUACUCAUCUUAUGGAAAAGAAAAAAGUCAAUGGACCAUUUUUAAUCAUCGUCCCGCUCUCAACGUUGUCUAAUUGGGUACUAGAAUUUGAGAAAUGGGCACCUAGUGUCGUUGUGGUUUCAUAUAAGGGAUCUCCAGCCGGUCGUCGAACUAUUCAAUCGCAAAUGAGGGCGACCAAAUUCAAUGUUCUCUUAACUACCUACGAAUACGUUAUAAAGGACAAAGGUGUUUUAGCUAAGCUGCAAUGGAAGUACAUGAUAAUCGAUGAAGGUCAUCGAAUGAAAAAUCAUCAUUGUAAACUAACACAAGUAUUGAAUACCCAUUACCUUGCACCUCAUCGUCUCUUAUUAACUGGUACACCGUUGCAAAACAAACUCCCAGAAUUAUGGGCGCUACUUAACUUUCUAUUGCCCUCCAUUUUCAAAUCUUGUAGUACUUUUGAACAGUGGUUUAAUGCACCUUUUGCUACUACUGGCGAAAAAGUUGAGCUCAACGAAGAAGAAACCAUUUUGAUCAUUCGUCGUCUACACAAAGUAUUACGUCCAUUCCUGCUUCGCCGCCUCAAAAAAGAAGUUGAAUCCCAAUUACCGGACAAAGUUGAAUACAUCAUCAAAUGCGACAUGUCAGGCUUACAAAAGGUGCUUUACAAACAUAUGCAGAGCAAAGGUGUACUGCUAACAGAUGGUUCGGAGAAAGGCAAACAGGGCAAGGGUGGUGCUAAGGCUCUCAUGAAUACCAUCGUGCAACUAAGAAAAUUGUGCAACCAUCCUUUCAUGUUCCAAGCUAUCGAAGAAAAGUAUUGCGAGCACGUUGGAAUCCAAGGAUCUACCGUUGUGACUGGACCAGAUUUGUAUAGAGCAUCCGGUAAAUUUGAACUACUAGAUCGUAUUCUGCCAAAGUUGAAGGCCACUGAUCAUAGAGUAUUGCUUUUCUGUCAAAUGACACAAUUAAUGACCAUCAUGGAAGAUUAUUUGAGCUGGAGAGGGUUUAUGUAUCUACGUCUGGAUGGUACUACCAAGGCUGAAGAUCGAGGAGAAUUGUUGAAGAAAUUUAAUGACCCAGGUUCCGAAUAUUUUCUGUUUCUUUUAUCCACUAGGGCUGGAGGUCUUGGUCUUAACCUUCAGGCUGCAGACACCGUCAUUAUAUUUGAUUCUGACUGGAAUCCACACCAGGAUUUGCAAGCUCAAGACAGAGCUCAUCGAAUCGGGCAGAAGAACGAGGUGCGUGUACUACGUUUAAUGACCGUCAAUUCCGUUGAGGAACGCAUAUUGGCUGCUGCACGGUAUAAAUUAAACAUGGACGAGAAAGUUAUUCAAGCUGGAAUGUUUGAUCAAAAAUCAACUGGAUCUGAAAGACAACAGUUUCUUCAAAGUAUCUUGCAUCAAGAUGAUGCAGAUGAUGAGGAAGAGAAUGAAGUGCCAGAUGAUGAAACGGUAAAUCAGAUGAUAGCACGUUCGGAAGGUGAAUUUGAAAAAUUCCAGAAAUUAGAUUUGGAGCGAAGAAGAGAAGAAGCGAAGUUAGGGCCUAACAGAAAAUCUCGGCUCCUGGAAGAGGCGGAACUUCCUGAUUGGUUGGUCAAAGAUGACGAUGAGGUAGAAAGAUGGACAUAUGAGGAAGAUGAAGAGAGAUUCUUAGGUAGAGGUUCCCGACAACGUAAAGAGGUGGAUUAUACAGAUAGUAUCACGGAAAAGGAGUGGUUGAAAGCAAUAGAUGAUGAUGGCAAUGACUUCGAAGAGGAAGAGGAAGACGAUAAGAAGAAAAAAAAGACACGCAAGCGCAGAAAAAAAGGGGAAGAAGAUGAUGAACCUAUACUGAAGAAACGUAGAGGUGGCAGUUCUGGGACAUCAAUUGAUCCAAAAUUAAAACGUGGGAUGAAAAAACUGAUCGCAGUUGUUGUCAAUUACACUGAUAAUACUGAUGGGCGACUAUUGAGCGAGCCUUUCAUGAAAUUGCCUUCGAGACGUGAGCUACCUGAUUACUAUGAGAUAAUUAAGAAGCCUCUGACGAUAAACAAAUUAUUACAGAAGAUCGACGAGGGCAAGUAUACCGAAUUCGAUGAUCUUGAAAAAGAUUUCAUGCAAUUAUGCAAAAAUGCACAGAUAUAUAAUGAGGAGGCAUCACUCAUUCAUGAGGAUUCGAUAGUUUUGCAAUCUGUUUUCACAAACGCAAGACAAAGGCUGGAAGCAGAAGGAACCAAUUCAGAUGGGGAUGACAAAGGUGAUGGCGAAGAUGGUUCCGAUGGUGAUUCGAGUGUGAGAAUGAAAAUAAAAUAUAAAGGUAAGAGAAGCGGGGAGAACCGUGGGGGACGCAGAAAACGAGUGACGAAAAAAUAUAUCUCGGAUGAUGACGAAGACGGUGAUGAUAACUGAACUCUGUAAUAAAUUAUUUCCAUAAUUUCUUAAUAUUUUUAACAGUACUUCGGCAAAUAGUUCUCGUACUUGAUUACAAAUGUGUAAUUCUUGAGCUUUCGAAUUUACCAAAACAUUUUCAGUUAUCUCAAUCAAUCAAACUUCUAGAUAAUGGCCAACAAUAUUUUCACGUUUCUCAACAGACUCAUACGCUCAGCUUGUGUAUUAUAUGCUUAUCUCAUUGCUCGUAUCGAGUUACGUUGAUUUUUAAUUUGAAUUCCGAACAAACUUCGGAAAGUUUACACGUUUGCAAGUUUUCAAUAUGAGUAUAUCUUAUUUAUAAAAGUAAGUCUUUCAAUCUAAAACUGAUGCCAUUAUAACUGGCAAUACAUCUAGUUCAUAAAUUUAUACCAGGCUACAAGAUGAUGCAAAUGGCAUAGCUUUUAGUUAUAUAUCUCAUUUUUCAUUACACUGAUUAUGAGACAAUUCAGACUUGUCUAAAGACCGAGAACUCUAGUUUAAUCUGAAUAUUGGAAUCAUUCUAUCGAAAACGAGAUCAUGCGUAGAUGAACAUUACUAAUGAUUCUCCACUGCACCAUGUGUACAGUAGAAAUUAGAACUGUGAAAAGUUAAUUUCGAAUAUAUAUAUUUAAGUGCUGUAGUUGAAUGUUAUGUCCAUAAUUGCACUCGUAAAUACCCAAUGAAAUGAAACGCGAGUUCGUAUUUACUGAAUAAUUCAGGACUGAUGAUUUUAGAUAAUAUAUGUCCAUUCUCUCUAAUUUCGAUGUUGAAGCAUUUCUUUAUUUGUUAUCAACUCGUCACGUUUUUCUGAAUAUUAAAAAAGUGCCGCUAGCUAUCCUUAAUAUUUUUGAACCCGAUUAUUUCUACGUGUCGUUUCAUUUAUUUCGCUUUAGAUGUAAAUAGAUUAUUGUACGAUUAUUUAAUAUCGUAAUUAAUCAAUAAAUUGAAAUAUCAUAAUGACCUAAUGUUGGUUCGUGGUACGCUGAAGAGGAAUAAAUUAAUUGAUGAGAACAGUUGGAAAAACAUUCUAACAGUAAAUGAACUGAGCUGUUGUAUUCUUAUAAAGACAUUCAUCCGUGAUUAUUAAUAAAUCGAUCGCUAUUAGAA
Messenger RNA from Athalia rosae (coleseed sawfly), 7286 nucleotides. RefSeq names its product ATP-dependent helicase brm (gene brm). Gene Ontology annotation, molecular function: transcription factor binding; DNA binding; ATP binding. The coding region runs from base 654 to 6179 and encodes 1841 amino acids. Gene Ontology annotation, biological process: positive regulation of transcription by RNA polymerase II. Gene Ontology annotation, cellular component: nucleus. The transcript is spliced from 16 exons. Lineage: Eukaryota; Metazoa; Arthropoda; Insecta; Hymenoptera; Athaliidae. The record is from RefSeq and is a predicted model, not a curated record.